Bradysia coprophila is the source of this 3433-nucleotide messenger RNA. It is a transcript of the gene msk, whose product is annotated as importin-7 msk. Gene Ontology annotation, biological process: protein import into nucleus. Gene Ontology annotation, cellular component: cytosol; nuclear envelope. Gene Ontology annotation, molecular function: small GTPase binding. The record is from RefSeq and is a predicted model, not a curated record. Lineage: Eukaryota; Metazoa; Arthropoda; Insecta; Diptera; Sciaridae.
GACAUAGACUAAAAAAAGCAAUUUCUGGUGGAUGCCGCCGAACAUAUUACAUUUGCAAUCCGGUCACAUUUCAGUGUGUCUUUAUUUUUAUAAAUAAAUUAUUUUUGGAUCGUAGUGCCGUAGCAGCAAUUAGAAACGAAAUGGACGCCAGAAAUUUGAUCGAAUUAUUGGAAAUGACCACCAAUCCGGAUCCCGUAAACAUUACACAAGCGGAGGAACGGCUAAGUCAGAUGAAAAAGAUCAUCGAAUUUGCGCCGACACUGCUGCGAAUUGUGAUGCAAAAUGAUCUGGGCAUACCGGUACGACUGGCCGGUUCGAUUUAUUUGAAAAAUUUGAUCGUUCAGAAUUGGCAAGAUCGUGAAAUUGAAGUUGGUGCGCCCGUCGUUUAUUCGAUACACGAACAGGAUCGGGCGAUCAUUCGCGAAAAUAUCGUCGAGGCUAUCGUACUCACACCGGAACUGGUACGAGCCCAGUUAGCACAGUGUGUCAAUCACAUCAUAAAGUACGAUUUCCCGGGCAGAUGGACACAAAUUGUCGAUAAAAUCAACAUCUACUUCCAGAAUCCAGAUUUCAACGGAUGGUCGGGAGCAUUGAUCUGCCUUUAUCAAUUAGUCAAAAAUUACGAAUACAAAAAGUCCGAAGAACGAACGCCGAUCAACGAAGCCAUGAAUCUGUUGCUGCCUCGAAUCUAUCAACUGAUGAUCAAUCUGAUGACCGAUUCGACGGAACAGAGCGUUCUGCUGCAGAAACAAAUCCUGAAAAUCUAUCACGCCCUCACACAAUUCUCACUGUCACUGGACCUGAUAUCGCAAGAAGUGUUCUCGCACUGGAUGGAAAUCUGUCGACAAGUGGUCGAUCGGCCAGCGCCCGAUUCGUCGCAUGUAUCCGAAGAGGAGCGUCCCGAUUUGCCAUGGUGGAAAGUGAAGAAGUGGGCCCUGCACAUUUUGGCGCGAAUGUUCGAACGAUACGGCAGUCCGGGCAAUGUGGUGAGUCGGGAAUAUCAGAGCUUCGCCGAAUGGUAUCUGCCGACGUUUACCAAUGGCAUACUGAACGCUAUGCUAAAGGUGCUCGACCAAUAUCGUAACAACAUUUACGUGUCGCCGAGAGUUCUAACGGAGAUUUUGAAUUACAUCAAAACAUGUAUCCUGCACGCAUACUCAUGGAAACUGAUCAAACCUCACAUGUUGGCCAUCAUUCAAGACGUCAUCUUUCCGAUCAUGUCGCACACUGAAGCGGAUCAAGCACAAUGGGACUCCGAUCCGUACGAAUACAUUCGACUCAAAUUCGAUGUGUUCGAAGAGUUCGAGACACCGGUUCCUGCAGCUAGAAAUCUGUUCCACCAGUGCUCGAAGAAACGGAAAGGCAUUUUACCAAAAACGAUGAAUUUCAUCAUGCAAAUCAUCGGCACACCGAAUGUGGACGCCAAGCAGAAAGACGGUGCAUUUCACAUGGUCGGCACGUUGGCCGACGUUCUGCUGAAGAAGAAAAUCUAUCGCGACAACAUGGAACAGAUGCUGACCACGUACGUGUUCCCCGAAUUCCAAAGUCCGUACGGUCAUUUGCGAGCGCGUGCCUGCUGGGUGUUGCACAGUUUCAGCGAAAUCAAAUUCAAGAAUCAGCAAGUGCUCGCAGAAAUCAUGCGACUGACUGCGAACGCACUGCUGACCGACACCGAGUUACCAGUGAAAGUCGAAGCGGCCAUUGUCAUCCAAAUGUAUCUAUCGUCGCAGGAGAAGGCGGCCCCAUUCUUGGAACCACAGAUCAAACCCAUCACACUGGAGCUGCUGACCAUCAUACGUGAAACGGAAAACGAUGAUUUGACGGGCGUCAUGCAGAAAAUCGUUUGCACGUACACGGAACAAUUGGUGCCGAUAGCCGUGGAGAUUUGCCAACAUUUAGCGUCGACAUUCAGCCAAGUGCUGGAAUCGGAAGAUGGAUCCGAGGACAAAGCCAUCACGGCUAUGGGCUUGAUCAAUACCAUCGAAACGUUGCUGACCGUCAUGGAAGAGUAUCCGCAAAUCACGAACCUGUUGCGGCCGAUUGUCAUGGGUGUGGUUGGGCAUGUGUUUCAACACAAUAUCCUCGAAUUCUACGAAGAAACGUUCUCGUUGGUGUACGAUUUGACGACCAAAGUGAUCACACCGGAUAUGUGGCAGAUGUUAGAACUAAUUUACCAGGUUUUCAAAAAGGAUGGCUACGACUAUUUCGUCGACAUGAUGCCUGCCUUGCACAAUUACGUUACCGUAGACACACCCGCAUUCUUAUCGAACCAAAACUAUAUUUUAGCCAUUUUCGAUAUGUGCAAAUCGAUUUUAACUGGAGAUCCGGGUGAAGAUCCAGAAUGUCAUGCAGCUAAACUGAUCGAGGUCAUUAUUUUGCAAUGCAAAGGACAAAUUGACAAUUGCAUUAGAAGCUUUAUCGAAUUGGUUCUGGGACGAUUAACACAGGAAAUCAAGUCCUCCGAACUACGCACCAUGUGUCUUCAAGUUGUGAUUGCAGCUAUUUACUAUAAUCCUCAACUUCUACUCCAAACGCUUGAUCAAAUCCAAGUGCAAAUGCAAACGCAAGUGUCCGAACCACUCGCUUCACACUUCAUAAAGCAGUGGAUUCACGACACAGACUGCUUUCUGGGCAUACACGACCGGAAGCUGUACGUCAUCGGCAUCUGUACGCUGAUGUCGAUGGGCGACGAAAAACCGGCCGUGUUGAUGGAAUUGGCACCAAAGAUUUUACCAUCGUUGAUGUUGGUAUUCGAGGGUCUGAAGCGUGCGUACGAGGCUCGCGCUCAAGACGACGAGGAGGAGGAGAGCGAAGACGACGAAGACGACUUUUUCGAAGGUGAAGCGCUGUCCAGUGAUGAGGAUGAAGUGGAUGAAUUCAACGAGGGCUAUCUGACGAAAAUGAAAGGUCUUGUGGAGAAAAAGGCUGGCGAGCACGGUAUCGAAAUGACGGCCGAAAUAAGGGUAAGAGUUCCGGAGCGUGUCGCAUUUUCCCGAACUGACGGAAAUCUAUGUUCCACCCAAAAUCAGGAAGAGGACGAUGAUGAUGAUUCCGAUGCGGAUGAUGACACCGACACCGAAUUGGAUGAAACAGCACUGGAAAGCUAUACCACUCCGAUUGACGACGAAUCGACCGAUAAUCCGAUUGACGAGUUCGUUACGUUUCAGCAAGUGAUGACAAUUAUGUCAACGCAAGAUAAAGGAUACUAUUCGUUGUUGGUGAACAGUUUGAGUGCGGAUGAGCAACAAAGUUUACAAAGUCUUAUGGUACUGGCCGAACAGAAGAAAGCACAAAUUCAAUCCAAACAAAUUGAACGACAAGGAGGUUAUGCAUUUUCGCAGCACACCAUUCCAACAUCAUUUCAAUUCAACAAACCCUAAUCAUCACUCAGUUACUGUAUACCAAAAGGAAACCCAAUUUUUGUUUUAGAUUU